ACAUAGAAGAUAAGAAGGUUCAAAUUCUGCGUGCAUGACAUACUAUGAAUGCUCAGACAGAGACACUCAACUCAUAUCUCACAGGAACUUUGUUAUCUUCCAUAUUGAUUUUUCAUGACUCAAUUUUCGAACGGUUUUCUCUAGCCAGUAUCGAGAUCGGCUUAUAUUAAAUCUAGGAGAUUCUGAGAUACUACGAAGUAGAAAACUACUAUUCCGAAAAUUGAAAAAUCUGAGAUAUAUAUGUUGCUAGAUUGAGCAAAUAUAUUUGUUACCAAUUAACACGGUUGUGUCAACACAGAUGGAAAAUUUAGCGUAAGUCACUGCUGAGAAGCUUUAUUUAAAUCGGAGAGGAAAUUCCUCUUUGCUACGUAUUUUCUACGAAGUCAACCUUGAUAAUCAUAAUUCACUAGCGAUGCGACUACUAGCCAAUGGUUGAAGUGUCACAUGAUUAGUUAUAUUUACCCCUCCACUUCUCUUGACUCGACUUGUUGGACAGAAUGUCUCAUAUCUUUUGUUACGUCACAUGUUUACAUGUUGUAUAUACAUAUAUUCCCAUGUGCACAUGCACAUAAGUAGAUAGGUUACAGCCGUUACAGGCCUGCAGGUUUCAAGAGGAACACUUAUACAGACCUUCUUUCUGAACACUGAACACGCAGCAGACCUACAGUUCUGUGCAUUAAAAAAAACAAUGUUGAGAAUUCUGAUGAAUUUGUCGGUGAUUGAACUAGAAAUUUCUUUUGCUCAUUGAAAUACAUAACGAAAAAUGGGAAAUUACAUGAGAAAAAUUGCAUCGAUGUCAAAUAAUGCAGUGCACUCCGUAUACCGUGGUCGCAAACGAAAGUGCAUCGAGGAAGAUGAUUUUGAUUCUGAAUCGGAUUACAUCGAUCGGACGCUUCAAACACCGAAAAAAAGGAAAUUGCUGACAACAGCACAAUACAUUUACAAAACCUUGUUCCAAGAAGAAAAAGGAAGUGAUAUAACUGUGCUCAUGUUGGGCAAAGCAUGGAGGUUGCAUAAAGUCUAUAUUAGUCAGAGUCCGUAUUUUGCAAGUAUGUUUUCAGGAUCUUGGAGAGAAGCAAAUGAGACAGUUAUAAGUGUAGAAAUUGCUGAUCCUAACAUUACAUUGGAUUCUCUUUUGACAGUCUUUGGUUCUUUUUACCAAGAUGAGGUCAGUUUAGAACCAAAAGAGGUCAUACCAAUUUUGGCUACCUCUACAUUAUUUCAAUUACAAGGAUUAAUUGACCAAUGUACAGAUAUUAUGGUAGAGACAACAAAUAUAAAAACAGUCGUUCCUUAUUAUAAUGCUGCUGUAUCUUAUGGUGUGCCAGUAGUAAAAACUGCAGCAAAACGGUGGUUAGAAGUAAAUCUCUUAGGAUAUGGAUGGUUACAUCCUACCUUUUUAAAAGAAAUUACACCUGAUUUGAUGGUUGAAUUGAUUGCUAGUCCUGAUUUAAUUGCUAUGCAAACAGAAUUUUGCAUAUACAUGAUGUUACGUGUAUGGCUAUUUGUUCAUGUACAUAAUAAAGAGGAAACACUUCAAAUUGAUGAAUAUUUUAGAAAUCAUAAAUGGACGAAACCAUUCCUUACAACAGAAGAAGGCAAAGAAUUUGCAGCACCUUUUAAAGCCCUGAGAAUGAAAUAUCUUUUAUUGCACGAUCAAGAUGUAAAAAUUUUAUAUAGUGACAACUUAAUACCACAUGAGUGGUUACAUAAUGCAUAUAAAGAACAAUGGUUACAUUUACUAAGAAUAGAUGCGAAUAAAGAUCGAGGACCAAAACAAAUGAGUGAAGAAGAGUUUGCUCGUGAAUGUUUCCGUUGCGGAAGGUGCAUUGAAAAAGCUGGCGAGCAUAUUUGGAGAUGGACAGCGUUUCAUUUUGGAUUAGAUUUGGUGGUGUGCUUGGAUAGUACUACUUUGAGGAUUAAGAGAAAUCAUAGAUUAGAUACAGAUCAUAUAAAAGCUAACCAUAGCAAGCACAAAAUAAUUUUAAAAGUAAGUCUAAUUUCAUUGGACGAACAACGUCAAGUAAAACACAUUCAGAGUUCGGGUAUGCUUAGGUUGUCACUCCAUAAGAAUGAAGAAAAACAAGUGAUGUCUCUGGAUAAACAACUUACUUAUCCUUUAUAUAUAUCAGUCAACAUGCAAGUAGUUACUCCAUUUGUAUCAACGGAAAAGGAAAAAUCAGCUGAUAUAAUUAUCUUGUCGAAUACAUAGCAUAUUGAACAUUCAACGUUUUCGAAACAUUCGAACUGAAUCCAACGUACGCUUACCUCAGAUAACAAACCGGCUGUUCCAAUUUAUAAUACUUGAGUAUGAUUAAAUGCUAUAAAUUUUGUUACUCACCCACGUGACUUUUAUAUUGUGGAUAUGCUAAUUUCUGAUUAAAAUUUUUAUAAAUUCAAGUGCUUCUAGUCGACUAAAUGGAAUUACGAUGUUAGUAUAUGUAUACGAAGAAAGUUUCAUUCUUCUGUUUUGUACUUUCCAGAUAUAUUAUAAUUCAGAUACUUAUCUUUCCUUAUGUGAAAUUGCACUUAUUACUUAUAAAAAAAUAUUAAGACUAUUAAAAAAUGUAGCUAAUUUUCA
Bombus huntii is the source of this 2581-nucleotide messenger RNA. RefSeq names its product protein germ cell-less (gene gcl). NCBI's taxonomy places the organism in Eukaryota, Metazoa, Arthropoda, Insecta, Hymenoptera, Apidae. Gene Ontology annotation, biological process: germ cell development. Gene Ontology annotation, molecular function: protein binding. Bases 764 to 2212 code for a protein of 482 amino acids. The record is from RefSeq and is a predicted model, not a curated record. The transcript has 8 exons.